This is a messenger RNA of Cydia pomonella (codling moth), 9846 nucleotides long. RefSeq lists its product as uncharacterized. The transcript has 42 exons. NCBI's taxonomy places the organism in Eukaryota, Metazoa, Arthropoda, Insecta, Lepidoptera, Tortricidae. The record is from RefSeq and is a predicted model, not a curated record. The coding region runs from base 645 to 7328 and encodes 2227 amino acids.
AAUUUUGUCGCAUUGUGUAAAGUGCCAAUUACAUCCACACAUUAUCAGGGCCCGAUUUCAGGCCCGAAAAAGAAUAUUUUUUCGUUUCACCAAAUAUCAGUACAUCGUUUACAAUAUUUGAAAUGUAAAAAAAAAUUGGUCAUACGCACAAAUACCAAACAUUGAACCUUUUUUGGUGAUUAGCGACAAAGUAUUGUUAACGAUGUGCUGAUAUUCUAUGGAAAAAAACGAUGAUCAGGCCCGAAAUCGGGAAGUGUGGAUGUAAUUGGCGCUUAUAUUCUGUCCCUCACGGGCGCAUGCGGUAUAGAAAAGAGUAAAGUAACUAUAUGAGCACAUCUAAAUGAUCCUACCAUCUAUGGAAUACAUACAAGGGUAUCCAUUUGUGUCAUACAAACGCUUGCUGUAAAAGCGCCCGUGCUGAUAAGACCAAAAGGUGUUAAGCAAAUAAUAAUUUAAUAUCCUGGUAACAAUUUUUGCAAAUGUCAAUUAUUUGACGUUCCGUUUGACAGCUAGUUAGUGACAGCUGACAGAUCUCAGCUGGCGAUUCCGUUCCAUACUGUGUUAUUUGUAAAUAUUUAACAAAUGUGUUUUAGAAACAAAGAAGUGUUAUUGUAACAAGAUCCUUAGUAAUUCCGAUAUAAAAAAUGGCGACUAUGGUGAAAGAGAAGCCUCGUGCGAAGAAGAAAAGCAAAGAGAAACGCGUUACAAGUACUGAGAUACCUGAAGCAGGGGCUUCUAUAAGCAAUAUGCCUAUAAUUGAAGAGAAUAUCCCUUCUGCUCAAGCUGUUAUUGAAGAAGAUAUAGUUGAAGAUACAGAUUUACCCAGUAUAUGUACUCAUGAACAGACUGUAUUAAGUGUAAAUGAAUCCGCUCAAAAAGAAACUUUAAUAGAAGCAGAUCAAAGCUCAAUUCCAAUUGCAGAAUGCUCGAAAAUACAGAGUCAAGCAAGUAUAGAUAAUCAAAUAUCAUCACAAAGUCAGUGUUUAGAUCCAACACAAAGUGCAUAUAAAGAUGUGUGCCAUAGUCUAGAUAUAAUCACUCUUAAAGAUGUUCCAGUAUCUGAUUUACCUAUAGAAGAACUGGAAACAAAAUUAAAAGAGUCAGCGUUAGCUUAUACAAUUCAAGGCACUGAUCAUAUGCAAUCAGUUGAAGAUACUACUGAAAGUAUAUCUACUAGUGUGUUAGAAAAUGUAGCACCAUCAGCUCCUAUAUUUGAAGAAUCAAUGAUUCCAGAAACAACCCAGGAACUUCAAACAACAAAUGAAGUUAGACUGGAAAAAUUACAAUGUAUGCCUUUAGAAGUAGCAAUGCACAUAUUUGGGGGGAAAGAGAUGGCAGAGAUAAGGGAGAUGAGUGAGAGAGAGGAAACUUUGGCAGAAGGUGGAAAAGCAUUGAGGCCGGAACAUCCUCUGGUGGACUUGUUGUCAACUUACAGAUGUUCAGCAAUAGCAUUAGAGCAAGAAAACGAAAAGGUCGCCAAAGGAUACCAGGAUGAGGAAAAAAGCAGAGCUGCUCUAUGGAGAGUGGAGAAGAAGACAGUCUCUGUCACGCAAAAGUGUGGUCAGUGUGAGCGUAGCAUCUCUUACACAGGACAGUACGAGCACGCUACGCUGCUGAAGGAGAAGCUGCCUGCCGCUCAGCUUCGUUUGGAGGGCCUGCUGAAAGACGUGAACGAGUCAUACUGCACGUACCAGCACCAGGCGUUGCUGGCUUACUAUCAGAUAGAAGAAUUCAUCUCAGAAACUGUCCGAGGCAACGUUGGAGACAUCAGAGAAGCCCUAACCUUAGUACUUCAAGAGUUGCGCGCGAGCAGCUCCAUCACCUGUCUGAAGAUGGAGUACUUCACGGAUUCCUUAAAGCGCUGGGCGCGGGCGCUGUGCGGCGCUUUGCUUGCUAAAAGUGACGUUAGGCAGCUACUGUUCUUGCUUCACCAGCUAUUCAGACAAACCCAUUCAGUGCGAUGGGCGGCCCCUCUGAUUAGACUCCCGAUGUGUGAUACAAGCGACGCGGCACGGGCCCUGGCCAUACUGGACCUUUUGCUGUCUGCACCCGUCUUGGAGACGGCUAAGGAAUGUACUGAAGCAGAGAACGAGGAGAUGUGGGAGGAGGUGGACCGGCACGGCGGCGCCGGGGCCGUCAGCGAGGGCGCCUUGCGGGAGCAGGACCUGCUGGCGUUGUUGAAGGCGUUCCCGCUGCGGGCGCUCGCGGCGCGCCUCGCGCUCCUACAGCGGACUGACAUAACCCAAACCCGUCCAUACGAAUGGGACCACGCAGCGCGAGACGUGCUCCGUGCGUGCUGCGGCGUGCGCACGCUGCUCGCCGUGCUCACGCGCGCUGUGCGCACGCACGCACAAUACUCGCGCCUGCGCGCUGAGCUGCGCGCACUGGGACACCAUGCUAUGUGGGCGGUGGCUGACUUGCACAAACAUAAUAGAGCCUCGUACCCCAAAGAACUAUCAACCCAAAUCUCGGGCGAGCUGGAAGCCAUAUUCACGGACGGCUGGGUGCUGGCGAGCACGGAGCCCCCGGGCUGCCGGGCGCCGCCCGCGGCUCUGCUGCGGCGCGCCGCCCGGCCCGCCUACUGCGUGGCCCUGAUGACCCACUUACACGAAAAACAACCAUUAGUGAUAGACUGUUUAUCGCUAUCGCUGUCUCUUUCCUGCGGGCAGUGCGUGCACGUCGCGACGCAAGUCGCAAGUUGCGAGGACAAUGCAGAGAUACCGGCCAUGGUCGUCGAUUUCCUUGUACAGGUGGCAUUAAAACCAAAGAGGCGCUGCAACGGCUCGUGCAUGGAGGCGGCUCGAGAAUGUCUCCCCAAACUGCUGUCGCGACACGACUAUUUAUACGCCAGGGCGGUACAUAGCAUAGCUUACGUUCAUCAGUUGGAACCACUGCAGCCAACAGCGGCCAUUUUGAAACCGUUCUGCCUUCAAAGAUGGCGGCCGUCGACGGGCGAGAUACGCGCCGUGCUCGACGACUGGUCGCAACGCAGCCCGCAACUGUUGCCGUGUCUAUUACAAGAACUUAGUUAUACACCUUAUGAUGGGCUGUCACUGGAGUCGCAGCUGACGAUCGGCUCGUGGCUGUGCGGCGUGGCGGCGCCGGCGCCGGACUGGGCCUGGGACGUGCUCGUACGGCUGCGCGUGCACAGGUCCAGCUGGCGGCUGCCAUUGGACGCGCCUCCGCCGGAGCAAACGCAAAAUGUAUUCGCGGAGGCCUACGCGGUCUUGUCUAGUUCCUGGGGACAUUCCUUACCAUUGAUUUGCGAGUACGGCGCCCCCGCGCUGGUUCGCGUUGCAACAGCGCGCGCGCCGGUGGCGGCGCACGCGCUGCCGCUCCUGAUGGCCGCCAUGAUGCACUCGCCCGCGUCCGUCUCGCUCACACCACUGUUCUCAUCGCUGACGAGCACAUUGCUAGCGCCGCCGCAGUCCCUGGUGCAGUGGGCGCGCGGUGAAAAGGCAGCUACCCCCGAAAUCCUGCUGAGGAGAAUGCUGGCUCACGUGGAAAAUCAGCCUUCCCCAGCGGACCGCGACGCGGCAGUGUCCACGUGGCUACAGGCGCUGCGCCCCGCGGGGCUGGCGGGCGCUGCGCUGGCGGCCGCGGACGCUCUGCUGCUCACCGCGCCCACCUACAAUAUCCAGGAGGCGCUCAAGCCCGAAGUUGUUUCCCAUUUGGUCUACAACGCUGCUCACGCGCCGCUGACGUGCGCAAGCGCGUUACUUGCGACGCACGCGCACCAUGAACUGCCCAUUCUGUUCCCACGACUGCUGCAGCUCCUCGCGGAACAGCGCGCCCACGGGCAGAAGAUACACGUGGACAAUGCUCUGAAGCAAAUCGGUUGCGGCCUCAGCUCGGACGAGCUGGUGAUUCACCAAGCCGCCGCGGCGCUGCUGGCGCCGGCGGGGCACCCGGCCCUGCCGCUGUGGCGGCUACUGAUGCACUUGUACCUGCACUCCUCCAAUAUCUCUUCAGACCCAGCACCAAUCGGACCUCUAUUCUUCUCCGGUCUCAUCAAAUCCAGGACCCUGGCUCAACUAAAGAAACGUCUGCACGAAACCAUCCUCUACCACCACAACCAAUCAGAAACCUUCAGAACCUUACUGAACAGACCUGAACCUAAAGAAUCUAAGUCUAAGUCUAGCUCGCCGGAGACGCUGUUACCGACGACCUCUCUUGGUGACUUGACGGAGGAAAGUGAGAGUGAGACGGACAGUGAGAUAGAUGAUGUGUCGGAGAGUGAGGAGAGGAGGAGGGUCAAUGUGAACAUGUUGGCGUACCACGAGGGCGCUGAAAAGAUGCUACGAGAGUACAGUUGCUGGCUGGAGGCGGGCGACAGGUUGCGGGCCACGCCGCACCAUGCGGACAUGGCACGGUUCAUACCACCAGCUGCCUUGAAUACAGCAUGGGCGGAGCAUCUAAACUCUAUCCGUCCCGCUCGCUCCAAUGACGAUGACGAUUUGCGAGCCCCGAGACAACCGCCUUCGCCCGACCCUCCUCUAACACCACUUCAGAGCGCCGUGCAGCGGAUUUUUAGGAUUGAAGACCGAUCUGAAAUGAGGGCGAAGGUACUUCCAAUCACGUCGCCGGUGGGCAACGUCGACUUCGACCACCCGCGGCAGCUGUAUAUGCUGGUCGACAAGCAUCUGGCUGACGUGGAAACCUUUGCCAGACAAUGGUCGUCAGACGUGAAUAGAGUCGGCACAUUGGAUACAAAGUUAUGGCCACUAGUUUGUACCCUGCGUUACCGAAAAAAACUACCUUCCUUGCGCAAGAUGUGCCCUAACAAUUGCGGGGUCGUCGUGAUAGACCUACAGGGACAUUGUGAGUGGCCCAUUUCAGAAAACGCGACUCGCGGACUGGCGGAAAACAGGUCAAGUGCAAAGGCAGCGCUUCGCGAGUUGCUACGUGCACGUCCCAAUGACGCUAAGACGGUCGCGGCUUUAAACACCAUUGCCAGACGCAUCAGCACCCGCGAGACAGCCGUGAACGUGGCGCAGCGCGUGUGGGCCUGCGCGGGCGCCGUGGCCGACUGCUGCGCGGCGCACGCGGCGCUCACGGCCGUACUAGAACUGCUGGCCGAUAGAUGGAUCUGCUCCGACACCGGCGCGCUAACAGCGCUAGUCCCGCAAUGGUGCGCGCACGCGUCGUCGCCGGCGCAGCAGGCGCUGUGCCGCGCGUUACUGAGCCGCGCGGGGGCGGGGGCGGGGGCGGGGGCGGGAGCGGGCGCGCACACGCUGUACGCGGCGCUGCUGCGGGCGCUGUGCGGCGCGCGGCCGUGCGAGCCGCAGCGAGCGUUCAGCUACCUGUCCAAGUUCGACUUGACACGAUCAGUAGACGAGUCAGCGCGCACUGAGAUGUUGGAAGCGCUGAUGAGUGCUGCGCAGCGCUGGGGCCGUGAUCCCGAUCCUGACUUACACGUACUUUUAGAGCUGAUCGGCGUCCACAUCAUAAACCUCACAACGGCAGGACAGCUCCCUACAGUGGCCCUGAAUGCAGCGCGCGCGGCCGCAGCGGGUCAUUUGCCGCCUAUGAGCUUUGGGCAUGUAGCGCGCGCCGCUACCGUGGCCAAACAUGUGCCCUUUGACAAACUGGGUCAUCUACUCCGUGAGCUGGGCGUGCUAUGGUGGCGCGCGCGCGCCGAAGUCCCGACCUCAGGUGCAACGCAGCACGCGCCGCACGCCGAGCACGUGGCGCUGCUGCAGCACGCGUUGCAGCGCGCGUUCGUCACGCAAGCUGUAGCGCUCAGCUAUGCUCCCGAGAGAGUGGCGGUCUACGCAUGGUCGGCAUUACAGGAGUCCUGGUCGGCGUGGGUGUCCCCGCACCCGUCCCUGCCGCCGCUGCUGUCGGGCGAGCCUUACGCGACCAUGCUCAAACAGUUCGUCGACAACGUCCACCAGUGCAUGUUAGACUGCCCAGGUUGUGAAGAGCACCUCCUAAGUCAAGUGUGGGAGUGGACGAUCCAGGUCUACCUGAAUGUGACCAGCGCACCGGCGGCUGCCAGAGAUAGCCGAGUCCAGUUGUCGGAGUUCCUGGCGCAGCUGGGCAAGUUGCCCUGGAGUGAGCACCAGUGGCCUGGCGCUCACUGUAUUCCCGCUGCGCUGCAGAUAAGCACAAGCACUGAUUUGGAGAUCCAGACCUGGCUCGCCGACACACUUCGCGGCGUCGAAGCCGGCACCUGGUUACGCGGCGCUCAAGACUGCGAUAUCGCGCCUCGAUUAGCCGCAUUGCUGCAGCUGUUCGCAGGACCGUUCCGGCUACGAACUGAGACGCUAGAGCAAGCAGUACACCUGCCGUGGCAGCGGCUGCCAGAAAUAGCGCUGGACCAGGCGCUCCAGAGGUUCUUCGUCGAUCACCACAACCCCCAGCAUCCGUACCACGACACGCCACAGUUUAGGGUAAUAUUAGCGGCUAGCGGUCUUGAGCCAGCUUGCGCGUACGCAAGGCCACGGCGCGCGUGCGCCGUCUCCCAGUGGACGCGCGCCGCGAGCGCGCCCGCGCUCGUCGGCCAUGUCGGCUCGCAGGCGCAAGAGCUGCUGCUCCUGCUCGCCGCACUCGAACCAUACGUGGAGGAAGGCAGUGACGAAUUAGAAGAACUUUUGUCCCGCGCCAUUGUCAUAAUGUGCAUGGAACCUGCAGCUGCCGAGGCUCUGCCGGUGUGGGUAGGAUGGCUGGGCGGCGCCACGCCGCGGCUGCUGCGAGCCAGCCUGUGGGCGGCGCGCGCGCUCACCGCGCUGGACUACUUCGGGGCGGUCGCCGACGCCGCCGCCGCGGCCUUCAUGAAUGCGGGUGGCACAUGGGGCGAGGUCUCAGCCCGCUGGGGCGGCUGCGCGUGGGCGGCGCCCGGCCCGCUGCUGCGGCGCGGCCGGCUGCACGCCGCCUACGCGCUCGCGCAGGCGCAGCCCUUUAGCGCGACCGACCUGGCCUCUGUCGGCUAUUUUGCAAACAAAGAACUGAUAAUAUCAGUAUGGAUCUGCGCACUGUGCCGGGCGGCGCUGAGUUCUAGCGGGGAGACUGAAGCAGCGCGCGCGCAACUCUCGCGCUGGGCGGAGCCGCCGCGCAUGGCCCUCCUGCGGGUCCUGUCCAACGCCGACGAACCUACCGACAAACACCGCCUCCUCUGCCGCCUAGCGCUCUGCCUCGUCACCCCCAACUCGGACCCCGCGAGCCUCCUCCGCGCUCAAGAAGCCUGCCCCGCCGUCCCUCAAGCAGACCUGGUGUCCUGGACCAAGUCACCUAGCGUAAAACAUUUGGCGAAGUGUGCUGUUGCACUGUUCCCAGGGUCAGAUAAUUAUUUUGCUGAAGAAUUGAGACUCGCAGGUGAUUUGUAACAUAUCAGUACCUAGAUUUAAAAGAAAAUCUCUAGGGUAUUCUAAAUUUUGACGUUUGCUAUUUCUUUUUCCUUAGCAACCUAAAUUCAAGAACUUGCAUAGAAAUUGAUUUUUAUAUUCUGCCGGCUGUACGCACUCGUCGAGAGACUACGAGUCAGACCGAGAACGAGUGUGACCAUACUGCUCCGGUCUGGUCUCGUCUCGCCCUUCUCCGAUUGGAUCGGAGCGAUGCUGAGAUUCUCGGUGAGAGGCUUUCGACGAGUGUGUACAGCCGGCAUAAGGUUGGCAUCUGUCCAAUAUCUUUGUCCAAUAUGCACUUGAUCAAAGGAAUUUGGUGAGUUCAUCAAAUUUGAGAUACAAGAAACACUGACAUUUGGUCAAAUAUUACGACUGACAUUUAAUUCAAAAUGGCUACGCAAAUAGUAUAAAAACUUAACCAAGAUAUUGGAUAAGUGGAACUUCUUCUUCCGGAACUCGUUCGAAGAAAUUUGUUCAAAUAUUGGAUAUAGAAAUUGGACAGAUGAAACACCACCCUAAGGAUGGUAUUUCACCUGUCCAAUUCCUUGGUCCAAUGUAUAUUUGCAUCUUACAUUUUGCUUAAUAAGAGAGUGAGACGCUAUGCACAUUGGACACAGAAAUUGGACAGGUGGAAUACCAUCCUAAGCAACUACCUUCUGAUUUUCCAAAAACUCCAACCCAGCCGGGAAAGUAGGUUUUUAGGGUUCCGUAGCCAAAUGGCAAAAAACGGAACUCUUAUAGAUUCGUCAUGUCCGUCUGUCUGUCCGAUUAUGUCACGGCCACUUUUUUUAUUAUAUUAUACAGACUUAAUGACAUUUGACAAGAAUAUUGUCACAAAAAUUUGCGUCAAUAUACAUAUAUAUAAUAUAUAUGUACGUACAAUACACAUAUAUAUGUAUAUAUAUAUAUAUAUAUAUAUAUAUAUGUACGUACGUACGUGGGUAUGUAUGUAUGUAUGUCGUAUGACUGCAGCUGUAUAAUAGAAAAGGACAUAGUUACGAACUUACUUAACUUUCAAGUAGGAAAUUAUAAUUUCUCGAACGCGUUGAAAUGCCUCUAGGGAUUUCGUAAUUAAUUCCGUAGUUUUAAUUUUACAUUUUGUAUUUUUAUAGUGUAUAUAUCCUAUAUGUUGAUAUUGUACUGUAAUUUUGAUAUAUUUUAUAAGUCAAAAGCUUUAUUAUUGUUAUUUUGACAGAAAUUGUAACCCACAGGUAAUGUAAUUGCUGCUUAGUAUGACAAUCUGUGUACGUAUAAGAACCAAAAAGUCGUAUAAAAUAAAAUGAUCAUUAAUAUCCAAAAUAAUGAUAGCUGAAAUUAUUCGUUAUGUGAAUUCAGGCAUAUUGAUAAAAAAAACCCUCUGAUGUUGCGUAUUGUCAACAAAAACGUAGUACAUUAUCCAUUUUUUGACCUACACCUCCGUCACUCCAGAAAAACAACAUCUAAAUGAAAAAUACGAUUCAAAUUCCAAUGGUUUGAUAAAUGCGUUAAAUAUUGUCUAUCUCUUUCUAAUUGUAACAUUAUGAGGAAGAUAGACGAUAGCGUGUCAUAUUAUAUAAGGUGCUAACAAAUUAGCUACCAAUAUUUUUACAGCUGUUACUACUCGCCUCCUGGAGCAUACUUAAGUAUGAAACAUUAUAUGUUAUAUGAUGUUUUUUUGGAGAAAAAUAUAAAACAAAUUUACUAAGUAAAACGCCCUGUUAAUGAGAUAAUUAAAUGAGAUCUAAUUGAACAGAUUCUAGAACCUCUUUUACCUAACACUUAACUGGCCACUUCACAUUAAUAAAUCAAAUGACACGUUGAUUAUGACAUUUAUGACAAACAAUUGUUGACAUGACAGAAAGUGUUAAACUAUGGAAGGUAGAGGCAAAGAUUGAAUCUCCAUAUGCAGAACUGUUGCAAAAGUGUCCAGCUGUCAGCUAUAAAUAAUAGUUCCAAAUCUCUCCAGAGUAGCGCUAGAGUAGCUAAGAACCUAGGCGUUAUUGACGGAGUGAAGUGCGCUGUCUAUGAUUAUAUUUUUUUCUCAAGUAUUAUAGGUAUUGUAGCGCCACCUAUUUAUGGUUUUUAUGUCGGACACUUUUUGGUAUAUGGAGAUUCUGUUCCUUAAAUCUAUCUACCUUCCAUAUGUUAAACAUAUUAUCAGUUAAAUGCACAUGAUGAAUAUUUUUAGAUACUUAAAUAGAUUAUUUAUUUUUUCGUAUGGUGAAUGAAAACAAAGAAAAUCAGAUGAAAAGUUUUCUUAAUUUCUAUUGAAAGUUAAUUGUUUUAAUGUCAAGUUCCGUCUCUUAAAAUAUUGGUAGCAAAUUUUUAACACCUUAUAUAAAUACCUUAUGUGCCAGGCCUUCUGCGUGUAUAACGCGUAUAUUUAAGUAGAAGGUUUCAUAACCAAAGUUUAGUUAAAAACCUUUUAUAUUUAAUAUAACGUAAUUUGAUUUGGAUCUCUUUAAAUGUAACUUUCGGACAAAAGCAUACACGUUAUGAAAAUAAAAGAUUAUGUUACUAC